Messenger RNA from Cornus florida, 851 nucleotides. Its product is annotated as translationally-controlled tumor protein homolog. Gene Ontology annotation, cellular component: cytoplasm. The transcript is spliced from 5 exons. Gene Ontology annotation, molecular function: calcium ion binding. The record is from RefSeq and is a predicted model, not a curated record. The coding region runs from base 128 to 634 and encodes 168 amino acids. Lineage: Eukaryota; Viridiplantae; Streptophyta; Magnoliopsida; Cornales; Cornaceae.
CGGACUCGUCUUCCCCAAACCCUCGUCUAUAUAUAUAUACACACUCUCUGUCUAGCCUUUACCAAAACCUCUCUCGCUCUCACACCGUUACGAUCGUCUUUGCAGGAGAGAUAGCUAUCGAGCAAUAAUGUUGGUCUACCAAGACUUGCUCACUGGUGAUGAGCUUCUCUCGGAUUCAUUUCCGUACAAGGAAAUCCAUAAUGGGGUACUCUGGGAAGUUGAGGGAAAGUGGGUUGCUCAAGGAGCAGUUGAUGUAGAUAUUGGUGCAAACCCUUCUGCUGAAGGUGCUGAUGAAGAUGAGGGUGUAGAUGACCAAGUUGUCAAGGUGGUUGAUAUUGUUGACACAUUUAGGCUCCAGGAACAACCUGCUUUUGACAAGAAGCAGUUUGUUGCAUACAUCAAGAAGUAUAUCAAGGCAUUGACACCCAAGCUGGAUGGGGAGCAGCAAGAGCAAUUUAAGAAGAACAUUGAGGGGGCAACCAAGUUCUUGCUCUCAAAGCUCAGCGACCUCCAAUUUUUUGUUGGGGAGAGCAUGCAUGAUGACAGCACAUUGGUGUUCGCUUACUACAAAGAUGGUGCCACUGACCCAACAUUUUUGUACUUUGCGCAUGGCUUGAAGGAGGUCAAGUGUUAAAAUGAUAGCUGGGCUUCAGAGUGGUGCUUGUUGUAAUUUUAGCUCUUAUUAUUGCAUUUAUAUUUGACUUUGUGAUUGUGCAACUCCGUAGUUCUGCCUAUUUUUGGAUGUUGAUUUUGGAUUAAUAUUUAAUUCAAGAGCUGUUCUAUUUAAUUUAAUUUCUUGGUUGAGUGGAGAAAUGAACUCAUUAUAUAUGUCAUAUUUAUUCUUUUUGUGA